Molecule: messenger RNA, 357 nt
Organism: Cuscuta epithymum
Lineage: Eukaryota; Viridiplantae; Streptophyta; Magnoliopsida; Solanales; Convolvulaceae
Source: the annotation of a GenBank genome assembly
GUUUUCGUACAAUAACAGUUACCAUGCUAGCAUCGGAAUGGCCCCAUACGAAGCUCUAUAUGGUCAAAAGUGUAGGAGUCCCUUAUGUUGGGGUGACAUGGUCGAUCAGGUGGUUCUAGGACCACAAUACUUGCAAGAUACUAUUGAGAAAAUCAAAGUUAUCCAAGAAAGGAUGAAGGCUGCCCAAGACCGACAGAAAUCAUAUGCCGAUCUUGGGAGGAAACCAGCUGAAUUCGAACUAGGGGAGAAAGUUCUACUCAAAGUCUCUCCUACAAGGGGUGUAAUGAGGUUCGGGAAGAAAGGGAAACUAAGCCCGAGAUUCAUCGGACCCUAUGACAUCCUAGAGAAGGUGGGAAA